Molecule: messenger RNA, 4326 nt
Organism: Phycodurus eques (leafy seadragon)
Lineage: Eukaryota; Metazoa; Chordata; Actinopteri; Syngnathiformes; Syngnathidae
Product: claspin
Exons: 24
Coding region: 187-4131 (1314 amino acids)
Biological process (GO): mitotic G2 DNA damage checkpoint signaling; mitotic DNA replication checkpoint signaling; activation of protein kinase activity
Molecular function (GO): anaphase-promoting complex binding
Source: RefSeq, a predicted model, not a curated record
CGGGAGGACCAGAGGGCAGCGAGCUAAACGCUAUCUCAUUGCACCUUCAAUGACUGAAUUAGACGUUGCCGUUCAGGCAUUAACUUUUUGGACGCCUUCUGUGAUUGCCACCAGUUGACGAGACUUUCUAUUUAGCACCGUUGGUUUCUUUGUUAACCAAGCGUCGAGUACUAAGCGGGCAACGAUAUGAGCCUGGUCCUUUCUCAACAACAGGUGACCGCUGAAGGUCUCCUGGCCCUGGCUCCCACAGUAACUCAGAGCGAUUCGGACAGUGGAAUGGGCUCUCCAGCAGAGAAGAGAGUGCAGGAGACGGCAAACAAUAGAGAGGAGCAUCCAGAUUCUGACGAGGAAGAAGACAUUAAAAUUCGCAGAAAGCCUCGCCGUAAUGCAAUCAGAGACAGUGACAGCGAAGAGGAGGAGGCGACCGUGGAAGAAGCAUUCGUAUUGGCUGCUUCUAGUGGAGAGGAGAUAGAAACGGAUAAGAAACAAGAGGUUCAAAAGAUUAGGAGACGGAUUUCUGCUCUCACUGAUGACGAAGACAGCGAACCUGAGCAAGAGGACAAUGAGCAGCAACAGGACACGAACAAGGGUCCAAAAACAACAAAAGACCAGAAAAAGAGGGAGAAGAGCCAGAGGCACCGAGACAAAAAGGAGAAGUGUAGUAAAACAGUACAAAAAUUGAAGCAGAAAGAUAGAUUCUCAGACCUGAAUGAAGGUACACCUCUCCCCGGUACUAUGAAUGACAGCGGCUGCCUUUUGGGUGAUACCGAUCUCUUUGACGCUGGUAUCGAUGAGGAGGAGGAGGAGUCACUGGAUUCCAUUCGCGCAGCUGUCAAACAAAAGAUGAAAAAGCACAAGGAACCUUUUUUGGAUGACGAAGAGGAAGGUGAUCAAGCACAAAAGCCCAAGCGUGUAGAGAGAAAAGCUGCUCGAGCAAGUAAAGAGGCGAUGAAGCAGCUCCACAGUGAGUCUCAGAGGCUGGUCAGAGAGUCCGAUCUUGGCCUGCCAUACCACAUCCCGGAGCCAAAGACCAUCAGCCAGUUCUUUAAGAAGAGAGCCAGGCCCGAGGGCCCUGCCAUGUCGCUCUUAAAAUCUAGACAGUAUUCUGCAGUAAUGUUGGAUACACCGACGCCACCACUACCUCCAGCCAACCCCAUCAGUGAAGCCCAGCAGCCGCCCGCAGAGCAAGCCUCUGCUCCCACUAUACACGAUACACUCUCUCAAUUUAAACCGUUACCUGAGCCUGCCGCCACAUCGUCGCCGCAGCAGGAGAGCCUGAGUCAGGCACGAGAGGCCGCUGCUGAGAGCUUAGAACCCGACCGGGAUUCUGCACCUAUGCUUUAUCUCUCAGAGAGUUUGCAGGAGUCGAUUACAGCAGAUUCUUCAGUGACACCUAUAUUUGAAGAAGAGGCUGUUACCAAACAAACUGAAGCUCUAUGUAAUGUCCAGCAAGCAGAGGAUGGACCCACAGCUAAGUUUGAACCUCCAGCUACGUCUUGUAUUGAUCCUGUGUCUGCCGAGCCUACCGCUCAGACGGCCACCAAGCCCAAAAAGGACAAAUUAGCCCGAUUGAAGGAGCUUGGACUGGAGCCCCCACCUGUUGCUAAAUUGUGCGCCAGUGCAGGAGCUUUUGUACUGCUUGAACCAGCAUCACACAAUAAAGGUGUUGAGGCUCUGAAGGAGCGGUACCUUCGUCACAUCCAUGCUCCGGUCCGACCGCAAGGAGAGCGUGCGCUGCAGAUCAACAUCGUCCGUAAAGACACCACCCCCUCUGGCAAGGAGGAGUUGCAUGCCGAGUCUUUUACUGUCAUUGUUAAAGACGGACAAGAGGAGCCCGUGCCAACCAAACCUGGAGAGAAACUGUUGACCCUGAAGCAGCGACUGCAGCUCGCCAUGGCACAGCGGAGACAGGAGGAGCGGGUGCGCAAGGCCGAGUUGAAUCGCCUCGAUAAUGAAGACUGCGACGAGGAAGAGGAGGAGGAAGAAAUGACAGAUGAGGACGAAGAGGGUGUUGAUGACUUAUUGGGAGGCAACGACGAAGAUGAUGCUGAAGAAGAGGAGGAUGGCAGCGUAGUCCAGAGUAUCCGAAGUCUUUCUCCUGUGGCACUGAAUUGCCCGUCAGUAACACCGGACCUAAUUAACACUGAUGGAACACUAAUACUGUUCCCUGGCAACUCCUGCUCUCGCACUGGUGAUGGUGGAAGAAGAUCUGGUGCAGGACAGUACGGUGCUAGUAAACUGGAAGAGGAUGACUCUCUGUCCCUAAUGAAGGACAACAGCCACAACAGCAGCUUUGAGCUGGCCGGAUCCAUGAUCACUUCUUACCAACCGGUCAGCCAUCAGCGUACAGGAAGAGGCGCUUCCAACUCCAACUCCAACUCCCUGUUCCGCUCACCUUCUCCGUGCCUCUUCAGGCCCAGUAUCCUCAGCUCUGCUUCCAAGAGCUCUGGUAAACUGUCCGAGCCCUCGCUCUCGCUGUGCCUACCGGUUGAGGACUCCCAAGAUUUGUAUGCCCCUCCCUCCCCAGUGGACUCUGAGCCCUUAGGUGAAGUAGUUACUGGGCCAAGCGCCCUGGGCGGAGACUCUCAAGGUCGCUUCUCUCUAGAAGACUAUGCUCACUCCCAGUUACUUGACGCGGAUGGCUUCCUCAAUGUGGGUCCGCGACCCGGUGCCGUCCACUCCCACAAGAGAAAGUUGAUCCUAGACAGUCUGGACGAAAAUGCAAUGGACGCCAACAUGGGGGAGCUUUUAGGGUUGUGCUCUGGUGUUUUCGGGAUGGCGCAGAGCGGCUGCAGAGGCGAAGCGGCACCAGCCGCUGGUGAAACGCAGGCAGAGGAACUUCUCGGACUAUGCUCAGGAGCGUUUCCAGCAACACAAGCCGCAGAGCAAUCGCAGACCGAUGAGAGUAAGGAGCAAGAGCAGGAUGAAGACACUGGAAACACCAUGGAUCCACUACUUGGCCUGUGUUCUGGCAAAUUUCCAAGCUCAGGUUCUUCCCACAUGGGUUCACCAGCACAAGAUGUGUCAGCACAAGAGAGUAGUAAAAAGACACCACAGGAUGAUGAUGAAGAGGACUGUGAGUUUCGGCUUCUGUCUGACGUGGAAGACGAAGACGGCGAUGAGGAGGAUGACGAAGCCGAUAGUGGUGAAGAAGACGAAGAAGAGAAUGAUGAGGUCGAAAAGGAGGAGAUGAAUGCAGUGUUUGCACAAAAUCUUGUUCGGAAGAAAAAGAAGAUACGGCUUACCGACUACGUGGACUCCGAAGCGGAACUGUCAGGCAGUGACGAGGGCAGUGGCGAUGAAGACGACGAAGGAGGGAGCGAGUAUGAGGAAGAGGAGCUUCUGGAGGAUCUUCCCUCUGAUGAAGAGCUACAUGACCAGGUCAACAAGAUCCACAUGAAGCAGAUAAUGGACGACGAUAAACGACGUCUGAGGCUGUACCAGGAACGUUACCUCGCGGAUGGCGAUUUACAUUCUGACGGUCCUGGAAGAGCUCGCCGCUUCCGCUGGAAAAAUAUAGAUGAUAACUUCAACACAGACAGGAGUGGAGCUGAGGGGGACGAGGAGCAUGAGGAUGACGAUGACAUAGAUCAGAUUGAGAUCCAGAAAAGGAAGGAUAGACUGGAGAGGGAACAGUGGCUCAGAGAACAGUCCCAACAGAGAGCCAAGAAAGUGGCGGAUUUGGAUGAGGAGGAUGAGAAUAUUGGGGAGGAAGAUAGUCAGUUUAUGAAGUUGGCCAAGAAGUUGACUGCUAAGACUCUACAGAAGAAAGAGCUUCCUGUAGCGCCGCCGCCGCCACAAAAGACAUCAUCAACCCUCAAUCCCUUCCUGCGACCCUCACAGGUUAAAAGAGGUUCCCUGCUGAGUCAACCUCAGUCUGUCCUUACCAAAUUGGCGUCCAUAUCUGAGGGAAACCCGCUGGCACCCAGAAACAGUCGAGGAUUCCUCUUUCAGACGUUAUCUCCAGAGAAGGGCGGCUCAACUAGGGAUGCCUCCCAGAAUCACACGGCGAAGAGGAGGAGGAACACGGGAGCAGUAACCCCAGCAGCCAAGAGAGUCUGCAGGCAGGACACGACUGCGGGACAUGCUAAGGGACCCCAGAGAAGCAUUUUUAGCUUCUUGGAGCACUGAAUUGGGAACAUAGUGCUGAUGAGUAUUAACAGUGUCCAUGAGGCAACUUGUCGUUUGUUGAGCCGUUUUCUACAGCUCGUGUUUGAAUUUUAAAAUCCGUGUUGCGUUAGACUGGUAGCCAGCUAAUUGUACAAUUGACUUUUGUUUUCUUUUUUUAGGCUGGUUGUUGCCUGUCCAUUCAGUUUUAUUAUGUAA